UAUCUGGGUUAUUUUCUGGAAGGCGAAAAAAUAUGAAAAAAAAGGUCUUAGGAUCUGACAAGUCAAAUGGUAUAGCCUAGACCAUAUAGAAUUAUAACAAAACAUAGACGUUUCCAUUGUGUGAAUUGUUUUUUAAAGAAGUCAUUUAGCUUUGUUAACAUACGUAUAGCAGAGUAUGAUGAUACUUUCAGCGACGUUAAGGGGUAGGUCUCCUAUAAUAGUGUCUAGAACGAGUGUUUCUAUCAUAAGGUCGGCAUUAACUAGGCCAUCAACUACAUCUACUACAUCCAGAUUCAUAUAUCAUAAUAUUCCAUCAAGCUACGGUGUGAGGUCAUUUUCAAGUAUAAAUAAUCGAUUAAACUUCAAGCAAUCGUUGCAGAACUUGAAAGGAAAGAAUGAAGAUGAUGAUAAACCAAAAAAGUCCAAGAAAGAUGUUGAAGGUGAAGAAGCAGCCCUUCGUGAAGAAAUAAGAGAGCGUCUUAAGAAACAAAAUAAAGAUAUCGAUCCUAAUAAUAUCAAGAUUUAUAAGUUUGAUGCAAAGACAUUAGGUAAAUAUUUUGUGGGAUUUACUUUAUUUCCUAUUUUAAUGUUGUUUUUCAUGUUAAAUAAUGGUGAUAAUAAUCAUGAAAAUGAUUUAUCAUUCCAAGAUUUUAAAACCAAUUAUUUGGAAAAGGGUUUAGUAAAGAAAUUAAGUGUCAUUAAUAAAUUUGUAGUGGAAGCUCAAUUAAUUCAUGGAGCUGUCUCUGACCAAACUUUUAAUGUUCAAGGUAAUCCAACUGUGGCCUUCACUAUUGGAUCUAUUGAAUUUUUUGAAGAUGAAAUGAAAGCUAUUCAAGAUAAACUCGGUAUACCAAUCAAUGAAAGAAUCCCAAUAAGUUAUGAAGAAAGAGGUUCAUGGAUUAAUUAUAUCUUACCAAUCUUACCUACUGUGUUAUUAAUUGGUGGUUUAUAUUACUUAACUAUGAGAAGAGCUUCUCAAAUGCCGGGUGGUGCCGGAGGUGCUGGAGGUCCAGGUGGUAUCUUCAAAAUAGGGAAAUCAAAAGCCAAAUUAUUUAAUCAAGAAAAUGAAGUUAAAAUAAAAUUCAAAGAUGUUGCAGGUUGUGAUGAAUCAAAAGAAGAAAUUAUGGAAUUUGUUAAAUUUUUACAAGAUCCUCAAAAAUAUGAAAAAUUAGGUGCUAAAAUCCCUAGAGGUGCUAUUCUUUCUGGUCCGCCAGGUACUGGUAAAACACUUUUAGCCAAAGCUACUGCUGGUGAAGCUGGUGUUCCAUUCUUAUCUGUUUCUGGUUCAGAAUUCGUUGAAAUGUUCGUCGGGGUAGGUGCUUCUCGUGUUCGUGAUUUAUUUAAAACUGCUCGUGAAAUGGCUCCUUCUAUCAUCUUCGUCGAUGAAAUCGAUGCUAUUGGUAAAGAAAGAGGUAAUGGUAAGAUGGGUGGUAAUGAUGAACGUGAAAACACUUUGAAUCAAUUAUUAGUUGAAAUGGAUGGUUUUGAUAGUUCUGAUCAUGUGGUUGUCUUAGCUGGUACCAAUCGUCCGGAUAUCUUAGAUAAAGCUUUAUUAAGACCAGGUAGAUUUGAUAGACAUAUUUCUAUUGAUAUACCAGAUAUUGAAGGUCGUAUUCAAAUUUUCAAGGUUCAUUUAUCAAAAUUAACUUUAAAGAUUGAUAAAGAUAUUAAAUCAAAUGAAAAGGAUAUUGAUUUCAGUAAAUAUCAAGAAUUGAAAGCUGCUGCUAUUGAAGAAUUAGCCGGAAGAUUGGCCGCUUUAACUCCAGGUUUUGCUGGUGCAGAUAUUGCCAAUUGUUGUAAUGAAGGUGCAUUAGUUGCUGCCAGAGAAGAUGCUCAUUCUGUUGAAAUGUAUCAUUUCGAACAAGCUAUUGAAAGAGUAGUUGCUGGAUUGGAAAAGAAAUCAAAAGUGUUAAGUCCUGAAGAAAAGAAAACUGUUGCCUUCCAUGAAGCUGGACAUGCUAUUUGUGGAUGGUUUUUAGAAUUCGCUGAUCCAUUGGUUAAAGUAUCUAUCAUUCCAAGAGGUCAAGGUGCUUUAGGUUAUGCUCAAUAUUUACCUAAAGAUCAGUAUUUAGUUUCUAAGGAACAAUUCAAUCAUAGAAUUAUAAUGGCUUUAGGCGGUAGAGUAAGUGAAGAAUUACAUUUCGAUACAGUUACCAGUGGUGCAUCUGAUGAUUUUAAGAAAGUUACUCAAAUGUCUCAACAAAUGGUUUUAAGAUUAGGAAUGUCUGAUAAAUUAGGACAAAUUUGUUAUGAUAAUGGUGAUAGUGAUGGAUCAUUUAAAGUUCAUAAUACUUAUUCUGAAACUACCUCAAGAUUAAUUGAUACUGAAGUUAAGAGGUUCAUUGAUGAAGCUUAUACCGCAUGUCAUACAUUAUUAAGUGAAAAAAUUGACUUAGUUGAUAAGGUUGCUGAAGAAUUAUUCAAGAAAGAAGUUCUUACCAGAGAAGAUAUGAUUAGAUUGGUUGGACCAAGACCUUUCCCAGAAAGAAAUGAUGCCUUUGAUAAAUAUAUUAAAGGUUACGAUGCCUUUAGAGGUAAACCAAAAGCUAAAGAUGAAGGUGAAGCUCCUAAAGAUGCUGAACCAACUUCUUAAGCCAUUGUAAAUAAUAAACGAUUAAGAAAGACGAAAUUAUUAAAAAAAAAUUGAAAAUAAAUUAA
Molecule: messenger RNA, 2658 nt
Organism: Scheffersomyces coipomensis
Lineage: Eukaryota; Fungi; Ascomycota; Pichiomycetes; Serinales; Debaryomycetaceae
Gene: AFG3
Product: AAA family ATPase
Exons: 1
Coding region: 176-2593 (805 amino acids)
Biological process (GO): mitochondrial protein processing
Cellular component (GO): membrane; m-AAA complex
Molecular function (GO): ATP hydrolysis activity; zinc ion binding; metalloendopeptidase activity
Source: RefSeq, a predicted model, not a curated record